Molecule: messenger RNA, 1536 nt
Organism: Klebsormidium nitens
Lineage: Eukaryota; Viridiplantae; Streptophyta; Klebsormidiophyceae; Klebsormidiales; Klebsormidiaceae
Source: the annotation of a GenBank genome assembly
AUGGUGUCCUUCAGUCCCCUCCUCGCCGUUCUCCUUCUUGCUGCGGCAAGCCCUGGGUUAGCCCUCCUGCAAUCGGGUUACACCCAAACCCAGGUCAUAUACGCAAGCUCCAAAUCUGAGUUCCCCAUCACCGCAAACACCACAACCACCGCUCUGGUUGUCUUGACCUUUACGUCAACCAGCAUCUGCUAUGACAUCAGCAACGUGUUGCCAGCUGUCAACCUGACGGCUGCUCACAUUCAUGUGGGAGCAAGCAAUGUCUCAGGACCAAUAUAUGUGGGUUUAUUUACGGCCAAUGCGACGACGCCAGCUGUGCUCAGGGCAUGCGUCAUAAUCCCGACAGCGUCAGUCGAUAAGAUACUGGCAAACCCGAGCGCAUACUAUUUCAACGCGCACACAGUGGCACAGCCUGCGGGGGCGUUCAGGGGUCAGCUGGGACGCACGUUCAAGGUGAACUUGUUGGGGAGCAAUGAAGUGCCGCCGAACAACAGCACCGUCACCGGCGUCGCUUUGGUCACGAUUGGAGACACCUAUGUCUGUUACUCAGGCCUGUCGGUUAGUAACGGGUUAGGCAACCUAACCCAGGGCCACAUCCACGACGGAGAUAAGGCGUCUGCCGGGCCAAUUCUGAUCCCUCUCUUCUCUGGAGUCCCGAGCCCGACUAACUGCACCGGAAACCUCAACCCAGCAAUCACUGCCGACGUCCUUGAUUUUCCUGGCGAGCACUAUAUGAAUGUACACUCCGCCGUGUUCCCUGCCGGCGCCGCGCGCGCGCAGCUCGUGGAGGCCACUGACUACACUGCGACGCUCACUCUUUUUGCCACGUCAGCAUCCGAGGUCCCCGCUCUAGUUGUCAAUUCCACGGCCAGCGGCUCCCCUGGUAACCUCACGGCUGUUCUCAGCAUUACUCCGACGACCAUAUGCUAUCUGAUCAUAGACGCGGGUGCAACCUUCGCGAAGUUUUCUGCGGCGCACAUUCACAGGGGAGCGUAUAAUGAGUCGGGCCCUAUCCUUAUUACGUUGUUCCAGGGGACGUAUAACCCUAACGCGUGCGCCAAUUUCAGCGACUCGGGCGUGUUGUUUGAUCUAGUCAGGAACCCGCAGAAGUAUUACUUCAACAUACACAACGCAGACUAUCCCGCAGGGGUUGCCAGGGCGCAGCUCGGCCCUUCGUUUAUAAUGCAGCUCUAUGGUUCCCUCGAGACGGACAAACCCACCGACAGAAACGGCAGUCUCAUUCUCACCAUCGGCUACAGCUCGGUGUGUUACAACCAGCUGGCCUUUGGCGGGCCGUUCACUAACCUAACCCAGGGCCACAUCCACAACGGGACAUCCAGCGUGGCGGGACCGAUUCUCGUUCCGCUUUUCACGGGCGUUCCCAGACCCCCGGGCUGCACCCCGGCGCCGCCCGCGACGCUUGCCGCGAUUGUCGCAAAUCCAACCCAAUACUACGUCAACAUCCACUCCAUCAUGUACCCAGCGGGGGCGGCGAGGAACCAGCUGGCAGCAAACCAAACGGUGUUGAACGUUAUCUAA